Messenger RNA from Chenopodium quinoa (quinoa), 3019 nucleotides. Its product is annotated as 30-kDa cleavage and polyadenylation specificity factor 30-like. Gene Ontology annotation, cellular component: nucleoplasm. The record is from RefSeq and is a predicted model, not a curated record. The transcript is spliced from 7 exons. Gene Ontology annotation, molecular function: N6-methyladenosine-containing RNA reader activity; mRNA binding; metal ion binding. The coding region runs from base 153 to 2204 and encodes 683 amino acids. Gene Ontology annotation, biological process: mRNA splicing, via spliceosome; regulation of mRNA splicing, via spliceosome. Lineage: Eukaryota; Viridiplantae; Streptophyta; Magnoliopsida; Caryophyllales; Amaranthaceae.
UGGCUAUAAUCCAAACCGUAAACCGAACUUUCACCCCUAGGUGUAACAUUUAAAAAAACACGGAGGGAGUAACACUCUUUCUCAAAAAAAACCAUUUUCCAAUUCCAUUCCAAUGCUUCUAAAACCCUAACCAAUCUACCAUAACACCAUCAAUGGAAGACACUGAUGGAAGUUUGAGCUUCGAUUUUGAAGGCAACCUCGACACUAUCCCUAACAUCCCCACUGCUUCUAAUCCCGUCAUCCAACCUGAUCCAAAUGCCGCCCCUUUCGCCGGAGCCGCCGUCGCAACUGGCGGUUCUGCCCCUUCUGACCAGACUUCAGGGCAAGGCAAUCGCCGCAGCUUCCGGCAAACCGUUUGCCGCCAUUGGCUUCGCAGCCUGUGUAUGAAGGGGGAUUCUUGCGGCUUCCUUCACCAAUACGACAAGUCUCGGAUGCCCGUCUGCCGGUUCUUCAGAUUGUAUGGCGAGUGUCGUGAGCAGGAUUGUGUUUACAAGCACACCAAUGAAGAUAUUAAAGAGUGCAACAUGUACAAAUUGGGUUUCUGUCCAAAUGGGCCAGACUGUCGUUACCGACAUGCAAAGCAGCCUGGACCUCCGCCUGCUGUUGACGAAGUACUUCAGAAGAUCCAGCAACUCACCUCAUACAGUUAUGGUGUCUCAAAUAGAUUUUCUCAACAACGGAAUACAAAUUAUUCUCAGCAAGCAGACAGGUCGCAGUUUCCACAAGGUGCUAACACUGCAAAUCAAGGUUCAGUCCCAAAAUCUACAGCAACAGAGUCUUCCAACAUACAGCAACAAUUACAGCAGCCUCAUCUGGCUGGUCAGGACAACAUACAAAAUCUUCACAGUAAUUCAUCUAGUCAAACAGGCAGGACAGCUACUCCACUUCCUAAGGGGAUAACUAGGUAUUUUAUUGUGAAGAGCUGCAAUCGUGAAAACUUGGAGUUAUCUGUUCAACAAGGUGUAUGGGCUACCCAAAGAAGCAACGAAGCCAAACUGAAUGAAGCUUUUGAUACUGUUGAGCAUGUAAUCUUAGUUUUUUCUGUUAACCGUACUCGACAUUUUCAGGGCUGUGCAAAGAUGACAUCGAAAAUUGGUGAGACUGCUAGUGGUGGUAACUGGAAGCAUGCACAUGGGACAGCGCAUUAUGGGAGAAAUUUCUCAGUCAAAUGGUUAAAGUUGUGUGAGCUGUCUUUCAACAAAACACGGCAUUUGAGGAAUCCUUACAAUGAGAAUUUGCCAGUGAAGAUUAGUAGAGAUUGCCAGGAGCUUGAGCCUUCUGUUGGGGAGCAGCUGGCUUCCUUGCUUUAUCUUGAACCUGACGGUGAACUUAUGGUGACUCUAGUUGCAGCUGAAUCCAAACGCGAAGAAGAGAAAGCAAAAGGAGUUGACAUAGAAAAUGGAGCUGAGAAUCCAGACAUAGUUCCAUUUGAGGACAAUGAAGAGGAGGAAGAGGAGGAAGAAAGUGAAGAAGAAGACGAGAGUUUUGGUCUGGCACCUGGGAGUCUUGCUAUUCAAGGCAGAGGAAGGGGAAGAGGGAUGAUGUGGCCACCAAAUUUUCCUAUGGGUCGAGGAGGAAUGCGUCCUAUGCCUGGGAUGCGGGGCUUUCCUCCUGGCAUGAUGGGGGUGGAUGGUUUCAAUUAUGGACCUGGACCUGACAACUUUCCAAUGCCUGAUCCUUUUGGCAUGGGUCCUCGUCCUUUCGUGCCCUACAGCCCAAGGUUCUCCGGUGAAUUUACAAAUCCUUCACCUGGUAUGAUGUUUCCUGGUCGGCCUUCACAACCUGGAGGGGUCCAUCCUGGUGGUGGGUUUGGGAUGAUGAUGGGCCCUGGGCGUGCUCCAUUCAUGCCUGGAGGAAUGGGUAUUGGUGGGAGAGGUGGUCGACCAAUGGGUAUGCCUCCUAUCUUUCCUUCCCAGCCUGGACCACCUCAAGGUGGCAAUCGGGGUCCUAAGAGGGAUAUUAGAGGAUCAGGUAGUGAUUGGGGUGAGACAUUUGGAUCAGUUCCAGAUCAAGGGAAGUUGCAGGAUAUGAGUGGACGUGGUGAUGACUCAUCAAAUCAAGGUGCUGAAAAAUUUGUCUCUCGAAACAGUCUAACAAAUGAUGACAGUGAAAGUGAGGAUGAGGCUCCUAGGAGGUCAAGACAUGGUGAGGGAAAGAAAAAACGUCGAAGCCUGGAUGGUGAUGUGCCUGCUUUAGACCCAUGAAGAUGUCAUUACAUGUUGAUGAUGAUGCACAGUCAACAAUAAUGGAUCAAUUCUAUUGUCGUCGAUAUAGAACCUCGUGAAACACCUUCAGCUUAUCACGACCUCACUGUAGUUAUUUCAGUUCUACUUAAAUCGCCCCGAAGUGAUGGGGGUAGGGGGUAAAAGAUCAGCAUAAUUUCUUACAGUACAAAAUAUUAACUUUUUGUCUCAUAGUUUUUGAAGGCCAGAGAAUCUCAGGAAUUUAUGUUUUCAAGCAGAACUUCAGGCUUGCUUAUGGGCAUUUAGGGCAGCCAGACGAAAGGGGUUGGUUCGAUUACAGGUUUAUACGGAUUGUGCUCGGGUUGUUUCUCUUCUUACAGGGAUGUCUGAGGAUGAUAUUUCGUGUGUUUGGUUACUUGAAGCUAUCAGGGUUGAAAUUAAUUCUCUUACAGCCUGUAAGAUUCAGAAGGUUCCUCGCUGUUGGGUUUUACCUGCUCAUUGGCUUGCUGCUCAAGCUCGUCGUCGACUUUCCAUUUCUCGGUCUUUUUGAUUCUUUUUUUGUGUUGUUAGUUUCUAGUUCCCUUUGUCAAAAAAAAAAAAAAAAAUGUACACGAAGAUGUGCAAUGGAGGGUGAUAGAUCGAUAGAUAGAACGUUAGCUUGAUGGUCUAGUGUUACUGGUGUUGACCGACCUAAUUCAUUGUCUUGGUCGUAAAUGUCACUGUACCUUUUAAUUUUACAUGCUGUAUCAUUUUUAUUAAUGGUCUUUCAAUGUAUUUUGAUCUAUUAAUUUUUUGCCUACUUUAUGUCGAUUGAAAAUACCUAAAAUGUCUUUACA